This is a messenger RNA of Musa acuminata AAA Group (dessert banana), 1232 nucleotides long. RefSeq lists its product as uncharacterized. Gene Ontology annotation, biological process: ubiquitin-dependent protein catabolic process. The coding region runs from base 153 to 824 and encodes 223 amino acids. Lineage: Eukaryota; Viridiplantae; Streptophyta; Magnoliopsida; Zingiberales; Musaceae. The record is from RefSeq and is a predicted model, not a curated record. Gene Ontology annotation, cellular component: endoplasmic reticulum. Gene Ontology annotation, molecular function: metal ion binding; ubiquitin-like protein conjugating enzyme binding; ubiquitin protein ligase activity. The transcript has 3 exons.
UCCUCCCCACCUGGUUGGUGGCCGCGUCGGCCCGUCGCCCCCCUUCUUUUGUUCCUUCCGUCUUCUUUCUAAUUCGCAACCUUUCCGAUCCCUCGCCGACUCUUCCCGCAGCUUUCGUCGCUCGAUUCAGCUUCUUUUGCAACUUCAACCAGAUGGCCAGUGGGUUUGGGGAGUCAUCGUCCGGUAGAGAUCCUCAGAACUCUUCGUUCGGGGAAAGCAGUAGCAACAAUGAUGCUGGCAGCUUUGAAUGUAACAUCUGCUUCGAGCUGGCCCAGGAUCCGGUGGUCACCCUCUGUGGUCACCUCUUUUGCUGGCCCUGCCUAUACAAAUGGCUCCAUGGCCAUGCCCAGUCUUCUGAAUGCCCUGUUUGCAAGGCCAUCGUCGAAGAAGAGAAGUUAGUUCCUCUUUAUGGCCGGGGGAAGAACUCUACAGAUCCACGGUCCAAGUCCAUGCCGGGCAUGAACAUUCCCCAUCGCCCAGCUGGGCAGAGGCCAGCGACAGCACCCCCGCCGGACCCGAACAAUUUCCAUCAUGCUAACCCAUGGUUCAUGGGUGGAGCCCCUGUCGCUAGCACGAGAUUCGGGAACUUCACGUUCUCUGCAGCUAUUGGUGGCUUGUUCCCACUUCUGAGCUUUCAGGUUCAUGGAAUUCCUGAUGCGACUGCCUACGGUCCCGGUGCAGGGUUCCCCUAUGGGUAUGGCAAUGCAUUUCAUGGUGGGCAUGUUCACGGAUUCCCGCGGCAUGUGCAACAUGGACAACAGGCUGAUGUAUAUCUGAAGGCACUGUUACUUCUUGUUGGUGCUCUGGAACCAUGUCAUGUAUGAAGAAAAGCUCCUGUAGUUGCUUAUUAGUCUCUUUGAGGUUUGAACAGCUUAAACUUCUGUUCUCCCUUCUUUCUCUUGUUAAUGUGUAUCUUGUAGUCUUUCAGGAAGUGCGUGAUUCAAGGUUGAAAAGUGUUAAAUUAGGUGGUUAUCGGUUUAUAUUCUUUGGUUUAACCCAGAUGUUAUGGACCAAACAAGGUUAAAGAGGGUUAGACUUGGUAUUCUUGUAGGCUGUCAUUGGAUUUGCUGCUGUUGUAUAUAGUAAGUGAUGAUCUACUGCUGCUAAUUGCUUGAAGCAAUUGUGAGGAUCUGUGUAAACAGAAGAAAAAUUUAUUGAUGCAGGAAUGUGCUUUGUUGCCCUCAGAUGUAAGUUCUAUCUAUGCAUUCUAGUAAGCUAGGAACCCUUUCACA